Messenger RNA from Cylindrotheca closterium, 1713 nucleotides. Lineage: Eukaryota; Bacillariophyta; Bacillariophyceae; Bacillariales; Bacillariaceae. The record is from the annotation of a GenBank genome assembly.
AUGUUUAAGGAUAACUGGUCAAUGAAAUUAAAAGCUUGGAAUCUAAGUGAUGGAGCUGACAUUGAGCGAGGCCAACCAGAGAAGAACGACAAGGCAUCAAAAGAUGCCAUUCCUUCGAUCGGGUUGGCUCCGACAUUGAGCUUCAGCGAUGAUGGUGAUAGCCAUGCUGGCAGUACUGGAAGUGGUUCCAAACUUUCAACCCAGGACAAGGUGGUGCGAUGGUAUAACAAUCGAGGACGGGUCCAAAAAGUAACCAUGGUCAUUGGAGUAAUACUACUUUGUUUGAUACUGAUUUCAGUUGCGAUUUGGGCAGCAAUAGGUAGCGAUGAUGCCCCGACAUAUAGCAGCAGUAUAUCAGAAGCUAUAUCUGAUCCAACUUCGUCGCCUACUUUGUCACCAUUUACAGCUACCGACAAUAUCAUGGACACUGCACGGCCAAUAGAUGAUACUACACAGUCGCCAGUGGACAUCAACCGAGACUCAACGCAACCGCCCAUUGCCGAUGUGACGCAGGUGCCAGUUGCGACACAGCAACCAGUAGAAAACGAUUCGAACUCAGCGCAAUCCCCCACAGAUACUUCUCAGGAACCUUCUACUACAUAUGCACCUGGACACUUAAAAACCUCGAAGUUCGGUCUCAUACUAUCGGAGGGUUUGGAUGCUCGAAUCAUCGCUGUAGCCGAUGAAAAAGUGGAGUAUGAGAAGAAAAAGCGUGGCAAGUCGAAAGAGAAGUUUCACAGGUUGCCUAGCGCAGGAGCCACCUUCGAAUUGCAAGACGGUGGUUGGAUAUAUGUCAGCAAUUCGGAAGCUUCACACAAGGAGGGGGGAGUUGGAGCUCUAACGUUUGACAAGAAAGGAGAGGUUCAAUCCUAUGAUAUGCUGCUGAAGGGUACAAAUCAAAAUAAAGGGGGAGGCAAAACACCCUUCGGUACCUGGAUUACUUGUGAGGAACAUGGAAAACAUGGACAUAUUUAUCAAGUUGAUCCGACCGGAGAGCGUAAGCCCGAGGAGACGACUAUCGGUCGCGAGGGAGGAAGCUGGGACAGUUUUGCCUACGAUAUUCGCGAUGAAGACUCGCCUCACUUUUUUGUUACGGAGGAUGCUGAAGAUGGCGCUUUGCAAAGGUUCACUCCAGAAAAAAUAGAUUGGAGCACGCCUUGGAAAAUGCUUCACAACGAAGGUACUAAAGAGUAUCUAAUGCUGAUCCCAAAUGCUGCAAACGAUGGAGGUCAAUUCGUCUGGACAGCCAAUCGGAAUGAAGCCCGCAAGAAUGCCGAGUUGCACUACCCCUAUACAGAAGGUCUUGAUGUUUUUGAAUCCAAGAUGUAUUUUGUAUGCAAGAAGAUGAAGCAACUGUUUGUACUCGAUUUGGAUACUGGUAUUUACUCGAGACACACAACUGAAGUUGGUUUGUUCGAUGGAUCUCCGGAUGAAGUUGAGCGAGCCGAGGAUGCUUCAAACGAGCUCCUUUAUUUCACCGAGGAUAGUGGAUCUGACAUGAAGGCUGGUGUACACGCCAGAGAUCACGAAGGAAAGUUCUAUACUGUUUUGGAGAGUGAAAUUUUCGAUGAUGAAACUACUGGGCUUUCCUUCUCUCCUGAUGGACGUUUUAUGUACAUUGCUUACCAAAGUAGCGGAUUGCUGUAUGCUGUGUGGAGAAAUGAUGGACAUCCCUUUCACCAUGAACAUUCAAAUGUCAGCUACCAUGAUUAA